AGAGUGAAGAAGAAACAUCUCUCUGUCUCUGUCUCUGUCUCUCUCUCUCUCCCCUGCUUAAUCGCGCACGAGCUCGAGCUCCAUCUCUCUGCAACUCGGAGCACCGUCGCUCGAUCGGACAUCGCUGCCGCCACCAUCCUCGUCCCUCCGCCGCAGCGCGAUCGCCUGAUCGUCAUUCCUCCGCCGGUCCCCAAUGACUCCGGGGUCCUCCGCUCAUCCCCCCUACCCCCUACCCCACCGUACGAUGGAGCCGUACGGCGCGUCCGGCGAGGAGCCGCGGUCCGAUCCCGGCGCCCAGACAGGCCUCGAAGGUGACGUAUGUGGCGGUUGGAAUUGGGAGGUGCUAAAUCGUACCCGCAGAGGCCCGACGAGGCCGAUUGCAACUACUAUUUGCGGACAGGGUUUUGCGGAUACGGUGCGCGGUGUCGUUUCAAUCAUCCGCCCGACCGUAGCGCGAGUAACCAUGUUCAGAGUAGACCGAAGAUUUUGUACGCUUCUCAGGUGCUUGGGGCUACACGAGCUGGUGCAGUUGAGUAUCCUGAACGCUUGGGCCAGCCAGUAUGCCAGUACUACAUGAGGACGGCUACAUGUAAAUUUGGUGUGUCCUGUAAAUUUCACCAUCCUAAGCAGGGAAUUGGUUCUGCUGUCCCUGUCGCGCUCAAUUAUUAUGGUUUCCCAUUACGCCCGGGCGAGAAAGAGUGUUCCUAUUAUGUAAAGACAGGGCAAUGUAAGUUUGGUGCCAUGUGUAAAUUUCACCAUCCUCAGCCAGCUGGAAUCCAGGUUCCAACACCAGGAGCAGGACCACAGAUUGCACCGGUGGCUACUCCGUUUAUGGCAUCUGCAGUGUAUCCUGCUGCGCAAUCCCCUGCUGUUCAUUCAUCUCAACAGUAUGGUGUUGUAGUCGCAAGGUCUCCUGUAUUGUCAUCGUAUGGCCCCUAUGGUUCUGUUUUGCUCUCCCCCAGCAUGGUUCCUUAUCAUGGUUGGAGUCCUUAUCCGGCAACGGUUGGUCCGGUGGCAUCUCCAAGUACUCAACCUUCUACGGGGUCGAGUUCAGUGUAUGGAGUAACCCAACUAUCUCCACCAGUGUCAGGUUUCCCUGGACAAUAUCAACCUUUACUUCCCUCUUUCAGUGCUUCAAGUGGUCACCAAAAGGAACAGUCAUUUCCAGAGAGGCCUGGCCAACCUGAGUGUCAAUAUUACAUGAAAACAGGAUAUUGUAAAUACGGAUCUUCGUGUAGAUACCAUCAUCCACCAGAUCUGAUUUCUCAAGAAGCAAGUGUUUUUCUUAGCCCCAUUGGAUUGCCAUUGCGUCCAGGUGCGCCACCCUGUACUUAUUUUGCGCAACAUGGAGUAUGCAAGUAUGGACGAGCUUGCAAAUUUAAUCACCCAAUGGGAAUGCUGAGUUACAGCCCAUCUGCAUCUUCUCUGGCAGACAUGCCCGUCGCACCGUACCCAGUGGGAUCUUCCAUUGGCACGCUAGCUCCGUCUUCUUCUUCUUCAGAAUUGCGGCCUGAAGUUACUUCAGGGUCUGUCAGGGAGGUAUCAUCAACGAGGUCAUCCUCAUCAAUGAGUGCAUCCAGUGCAUCAAUUGCUUCAGUACUUUUGAAGAGUGAAACCGCUUCUCAUUCUAAGUCCCAAAAGUCUGGUCAGAAUCCUGGCUCUUCACCUGGCAACAACAGCAGGACUACAGAAGAUCGGAGUUCAAUCUGAAUUAAUGGAACAAAAAGCUUUUGAUCAUACAUAGCCCAAUUUUUGAUGAACCCAAAACAUCACAUUUUUUGCCGAAACACUCCCAAGUAGGAGGCGCGUUCUCAGAUUCUGGUGCCAACAUUCAGGUCUAGCAUACUGCUGCAGCUCCUGUCAGCUCCACCCUAAUACAAUUUUUAGUUGGCCAUACCUUUUAUCUUGAAUAAGCAUGGCCAAUUGACAAAGGAUUAGCACAAGCUAUAUAUUUUUCCUUCAUUGCUAUGAAUACGACGGACAAGGGAGUCUGCAGUCCGAAACCUACAACCAUCUGCCCCAAAUUUUGAAGGUUGUGUUUAUUUAUGACUAAAUGGCGAAGAUUGCUGGUACUGUCCUUCCUCAUUAGACACGUCUUGAUGUUGCAUUUCACAUCAAUUUUGGGAAAGAGCUUCCAGUUCAACUGAGAGAGAAACUUGGAGUUCUUUCCCAUUCCCCUCUUUUUGUGCAGGGUGUAUUAUUGAAUAAAAGCAGUUGACAAGAGACCCCAAGGGCUCAUUCUGGGUUCCUUUACUGGAUUAUUACCUGGUUGUUAGAUAUGUCAUCCUCUUGGUGCCGUGACUGCUUGUCUCGGUCUUUGAAAUUAUACAAAAUACAAGUACAUGAACAAUUUUCUC
Molecule: messenger RNA, 2357 nt
Organism: Rhodamnia argentea
Lineage: Eukaryota; Viridiplantae; Streptophyta; Magnoliopsida; Myrtales; Myrtaceae
Product: zinc finger CCCH domain-containing protein 58-like
Exons: 8
Coding region: 319-1710 (463 amino acids)
Molecular function (GO): metal ion binding; mRNA binding
Source: RefSeq, a predicted model, not a curated record